AGACACUCACCUUAUCCAAUUACAAAGAGAGAAGAGCGUUUCCCGUGGCGACACGCAGCCUAUCACUGCUGAGCAAGAGGGCGGUGCUUAGACGGGUGGGUAGCAACAGUUGCCCCGGUGAGGACGAGGCGCCAUAGUCACGGUAGUCGUGGCGACAAGAACCCAGCAACGAAAAUCAACAACAACAAUUUGAACCAUUAAGAAAAUAAAACUCCGCGCCAAACUAAGAUCAUCCGUCAAGAAGCGAAAGAGGGAUUUGGGUUGUUGUCCUCAUGGCAACCUCAGCCUUCACCGCCGAGGAGCUUCCACCCUCCCAAUCACAAGGGUGCAACGUCACCACGGCCUCGUCAACCCUCCAGAAAGCCACUUCCACCUCCACGUCCCAGUUCCUUCCUGAGAUCCAGAGCUCGCCGGGAUCCGCUCCCGCACAGACGGCCUCUAUCAGAAGAGCACAGGCCACACCCCCUGUCACUCAAAAGAAAGUGGUUUUGACCACGCCCCUUCAAGGAGCCGUGACAGCAGCGCAGUAUGUGUCAGGAGAGAUACAAAGCUCCGCCUCCCAGGCAGGAAACAGCCAGAGCGCCCAGCAGUACAUAGUGGUGACUGUUACCGAGGGCUCUCUUCACUCAAAUGACUCUGAAUCCAAUUCUCCUCCCGUGGGACAGACUGGUGUACCCACACAGGUAGUGCAACAGGUGCAGACUGCACAGCAGAGGUCAGUGGUUCAGGCCACAACCAAGAGUCAAAGUGGACAACUGGCGGUCAGCAACCUACACAUCACACCUGAGGUUCCUGUACAGCAUGUUUACCCGAGCCAGUUUGUGGACGGAGAUGCCAACUACAACAAUACUGCAAUUCGCUCCAGUAGUUACCAGUUCACAGACCCCUCCCUCUACUCUCAGGCCACGCCCUCUGUCACUUACUACGAGACGUCGCCCACCACCGGCUCACAGGUCACGUCCCCCGCCAGCACUCAGCCUGUGUCUGUGACGUCCGGGAUGGGCACAGGGGUGGUCUCCAUGUUCUCAGAGGGCAGUUCAGGGAUCACUGUGGUGGCCGGCGGGUCCUCGUCAGGAGUGGGCGGGGCAGGAGGCGUGGUUACCAGUGGAGGGGCGGGAAGUUACUUGAUUCAGGGCGGGUACAUGCUCGGCGGAGGGAACCAGAAUUUCUCACACAACACACGCGCAUCACCUGCGACUGUGCAGUGGCUGAUGGAUAACUACGAGACAGCUGAAGGUGUGAGUCUUCCUCGCUGUACUCUCUACUGUCAUUACCUCCUGCACUGCCAGCAGACCAAGCUGGAACCUGUGAACGCCGCCUCCUUUGGCAAACUCAUCCGCUCCGUGUUCAUGGGCCUCAGGACCAGACGUCUCGGCACCAGAGGGAACUCUAAGUACCAUUACUAUGGCCUUCGAAUCAAGAGCAACUCCCCCCUGCACAAACUGGUGGAGGACCAGCAACACCUGGCCAUGAGACAACAGCCGUACUCACAGAAACAGAGGUUAAAGCCUGUGCAGAAGGUGGAGGGACUGACCAAUGGAAUGGGCUUGGGGGCGGGGCAUCAACAAGGGGCGGGGCUUUCUGACAUCAGCGCCCAGGUUCACCAGUAUCAGCAGUUUCUGGAUGUGUCUCGCACUCUGCCUGAGUUCCCUGACGUCAAAGAUGAGGGUAAACCUCUGCCGGAUGGACUCCUUCCUCAACACGUACACGCAUAUCAGCUGGUCUACAGAGAGCACUGUGAGGCAAUUCUGGACGUGAUGGUAAACCUGCAGUUCCCUCUUGUGGAGACGCUGUGGAAGAGUUUCUGGAGGUUCAGUGAAGGACAAAGCGGUGACUCGGAUACACUCGACCUUCAGGAGGACCCAGAGAAGCGCUUGCCCAAGUCAGUUCUGGUUCUGUUGUGUAAAUAUGAGCCCGUCCUGCACUGGACCCGUGAGUGUGACAACUUACUGUAUCAAAGCCUAGUGGAGAUCCUCAUCCCUGAAGUCCUGAGACCCAUCCCCAGUGCCUUAACUCAAGCCAUCCGUAACUUCGCUAAGAGUCUGGAGAACUGGCUGACCAACGCCAUGAUCAACAUCCCGGAGGAGAUGGUCCGCAUCAAGAUUGUGUGUGCGGGAGCGUUCGCUCAGACUCUGCGGCGCUACACGUCUCUCAAUCAUCUGGCUCAGGCGGCCCGCGCCGUCCUGCAGAACACGGCUCAGAUCACACAGAUGCUCAGCGACCUCAACCGUGUCGACUUCACCAAUGUACAGGAGCAGGCCUCGUGGGUGUGUGGCUGUGAAGAUGGUGUAAUCCAGCGGAUGGAGCAGGACUUUAAGACCACCCUGCAGCAGCAGAACUCUCUGGAGCAGUGGGCCGUAUGGCUGGACAGGGUCGUGUCGCAGGCCCUGAAGCCGUACACCGGCAGUCCAGCCUUCCCCAAAGCAGCCAAACUCUUCCUGCUCAAGUGGAGCUUCUACAGUUCUGUGGUGAUCAGAGACCUGACCCUGCGCAGUGCCGCCAGUUUCGGCUCGUUUCAUCUGAUCAGACUGCUGUACGACGAGUACAUGUAUUACCUGAUCGAGCACAGAGUCGCACAGGCCAAAGGAGAGACGCCCAUCUCUGUCAUGGGAGAGUUUGCCUGUCUCAACAGAAGUCAAAGGUCAAUGGAUCCUGAUAAAGAUGAGGAGGACGAGGAGGAGGAUGACGAGACCGAUGAGGAUCAGGACAUGGCCAUUCCUGUGGUUGUGGGGGAGGAGUCACUGGAGCCGCCCACCAAACUCGCCCGAACCGAGCUCUUCAACAGCAACACACCAAACUAACACACCGUCAUUUCUGCUUCCUCCGCCCAGACUGAUGGACAUUCACACGGACACUGUAGAAGCAAUGUCUGUGUAUGCUGAACUCGUUUGGGAGUGAAACACAAUCUUCAGUUUUGCUAAUUAUUAGAGGAAGCUCAGUUUCAGUUAAUUUCCUGUAAACACAGAUGAGCUGCUGUAUGAUCUGAUGAGGCUUUUCUAGUGAACGGUGACAUGCAUAUGCCUUAAUUAAGCACACACACUCACACACAUAUUUUCAUUGCCUUCCCUUUCUCAAAGCUGCCAUGUGUGUCAUGUGUCUCUGCUCUUAAAGUUACAGUUCACCCAAAAGUAAAGGCAUUCACCCUCAUGUCAUUCAAGUGUGUUCCAUAGAAGAAAGAAAGUUAUGUAACGACGUUAGGGUGAAUAAGUGAAAAGGGACGUUUCAUUUUUGGGGGGAACCGUUCCUUUAAGAGUCUGGUUUUGAUGAUCAUUCACCCCUCCAUGCUGCCAUAGAAAUUGUUCUUUGCCAAAGCCAAUCAUAGGUCACCUAGGCCUGUUGCUCAUUAAUAUUCAUGAACGUUUAAGGUGUCGCUGGAAACCACAACUGCAGAUUUGGCCUUUUACAGCUGUAACUCCACAUGUCCUUCCAUGCUUUUGACUUUCUUUUAUUAAUUAUAAUGAAAAUGAUAUAUACAGUUGUUGUGCUUUAAUCAGCUGUUCAACUUUGAUGCUUUGUGAUAUGAGUUGAUGCUAACGGAUCAAACGUGCCUUCAGAGGAUUAUUCAGUCUAGAGAUUCAUAAACGUAUAAAUAAUUAUGAGAAUGCUUUAUUUUUUUCAAAUCUGAAAUCCCAUCAGGCCUAAUUUGAAAAACAGAAGCAGAAUCAAUUUUGUGUAAAUUGUAAAACCAUUUUCACACGAUUAUCAAGUUUCAUUAUCAAGAUUCAUUUAACUGAAGUUUUACAAAUGAGAUUCAGAGUUUAAUCACUGACUUCACUGCAUUAAAUAAAAGCAUCAUGUGUUUAUAAAGAAAUUAA
Carassius gibelio (silver crucian carp) is the source of this 3815-nucleotide messenger RNA. Its product is annotated as MHC class II regulatory factor RFX1. Gene Ontology annotation, molecular function: DNA-binding transcription factor activity, RNA polymerase II-specific; RNA polymerase II cis-regulatory region sequence-specific DNA binding. Gene Ontology annotation, cellular component: nucleus. Bases 273 to 2801 code for a protein of 842 amino acids. Gene Ontology annotation, biological process: regulation of transcription by RNA polymerase II. The transcript has 18 exons. The record is from RefSeq and is a predicted model, not a curated record. NCBI's taxonomy places the organism in Eukaryota, Metazoa, Chordata, Actinopteri, Cypriniformes, Cyprinidae.